Messenger RNA from Sclerotinia sclerotiorum 1980 UF-70, 1959 nucleotides. RefSeq lists its product as hypothetical. Gene Ontology annotation, molecular function: ubiquitin protein ligase activity. The record is from RefSeq and is a predicted model, not a curated record. Bases 1 to 1959 code for a protein of 652 amino acids. Gene Ontology annotation, cellular component: ubiquitin ligase complex; cytoplasm. NCBI's taxonomy places the organism in Eukaryota, Fungi, Ascomycota, Leotiomycetes, Helotiales, Sclerotiniaceae. Gene Ontology annotation, biological process: ubiquitin-dependent protein catabolic process via the N-end rule pathway; protein ubiquitination. The transcript has a single exon.
AUGCAUUACAAGUGUUUUGAAGUCUACAAUGAAGCCUCAAAUAGACGGCAUCAGCAUCAAAUUGCUCGACAUCAUCCGGAGAAGCUUGAACUGAAUGAAUUUGUCUGUCCGCUCUGUAAAGCUCUGGGAAAUUCCUUCUUGCCGAUUAUUUGGUCUCCAAAGGAAGAGAUUCACGUUGGCCCUCUUAAACCAGCAGAUACUUUUGACAACUGGGUCGAAAGAUUUGCUGGCGCCUUUCAACAUCCUAGAGACGAGAAAAUCAAUCAAAUAGGUAGCGCUCACAACUAUGAUCACAAGGCCGACUUUCCUGCAAGCCGACGAACUAUGCAAUUCUUCAAAAAGCACAAUGAAGAGACUAUGGCCGGUCCUUUGGUAUCCAAGAUGCCUGAAUUAUUAAUGGAUGCUUGGGAUCCACCGUCGCCGAGUCAUUGGUCAUCAUUCACGCCAAGUAGCAUGCGAGCUGCUCUUCCACCAGACAUUGCGAACGCUAUUUGGGCCGAAACUUCUCCCCUUUCUAGUGAUAGAUCAUCUAACACAGGCUCUUCUGUGCGAGAAUUGACUGAUAUAUAUCGAAGGCUUCGAGAUACUCUGACGAAGAAUGGAUUGACCAGUAGACAUACUCAAAAACUUUCACAGAAUGAAGAGAGAGACUUCCGUUCCAGUGAUGUAUUGGCGCAAGCCUUGGGAUUUUCCAUCUCUGCGGCUGAGAUCCAGCAGCGUGGUGUAGCAACAUUACCCGGACAGACUUUCUUGGAGAGCAUUCCGCAGCAAGCUCUCACUCACCUUCGAAUAUUAUCCGAUACCGCGUUGUCUUACGUUACGGUCGGUGGACUUAAACUUGCUGGAGAUAACAGGGUCGCUAGAGAAUUUAGUACGGACUAUGAGCUACAAUACCAGCGAUUGUUCCGGAAACCGGCAUAUUCUUCUUCAUCCGAAACCUCAUUGGACUCUGAUCCCUUACUUUGUCAAGACACCUUUAUUUUCUUGGCAGGAGCCUCCUUGUGCCUUGCGGCUGUUGACGAUAUUGAAAUCAUUCAUCUUGUCCGUCUUUGCUAUUUGGCGGAGAUGACGAAGGUUGUCCUCCAAUUAGGACGACAUAUGGACAAAUCAAAAUGGUUCGAUAUGAUUGAGCUCUAUAGACAAGAAGGGCUUGACAAUUUCGGAGAAUUCUGUCUUCACGUCCGACUAUCUGAUGCCGACGAUGUUCAGUGUCCGGAUUCUACAAGUCUACAUGGUUUCAAUACUCUGCGAGAUUGUCGUACCUUCGUACAGAAGUAUGCACUAGUAUUCCUCAGAAAGGUCAUGAUUCUUUUGAAUGUUCGUUAUGGUAUUGUUUUCCAAAACUAUGUUUCAUCUAAUUCGGAAACGGAUGAGCUCGAUCGCCUAACUGAGGCACUCUGUUUGCCGACCUUUAGUGAGAUGUUCUCCCACUUUGGCAAGGAAGAGGGAACAAUCUCGCACUUAGUUAAUCAUUGGAUCAAGCAUGCUAAUCUAAUGAACCUUGCUAUGGUCAUGACUACCAUGGAAAAUUCGAUGACGACUUAUACCGGCGAUAUAAAGCCUGAACUUAUAGGUCCAACACCAGAGAUCAUUGAUAUCAUCAGUCAGCUUCGCAACGAGGAAUUGGAUGUAUUGCAGACGACAGUCCGUAUUAUUAACAGUUUCAAUAAUAUGAGGUUAAGGCUCAGCCACCCUACUAUUUUUGAGCUCAUCGGCCUUCCAAAGAAUUACGAUACUCUUAUGGAGGAAACUAUGAAGAGACGCUGUCCCAAUAGCAAGAGAGAUAUACAGGAUCCGAUGCUUUGUCUUUUCUGUGGUGCAAUCUUCUGUGGGCAGAGUAUCUGUUGUUCGAGAGAUGGUCCGGAGAAACCUAAUGGUGGCCCAAGGGAUAAAAUUGGUGGUGGUCAACAACAUAUGCUUAAGUAUAUCUUCCCUCUCCUUUCUCUUUUCCUCACAUAA